CGGGGAACAUGAAGCAGAGGCCACUGUAAAAAUGAAACGGUACCGAAAUCGUAAACAAACAAAAUGGUUACUAAAAACUGACCAUGCUGCUUUCAAAUUAACUUUAUUAAUAUUAUUUGAAGUCUGAGAAAUAUUAAUUUCAAAAUAAUUUUCCAAUUGUCAUUGAGAAACAUAAGUGUGAAGUAACAAGCUAGUUUAACAAUUAACGAAGCAUCUAGCUAUGCAGUAAUAGUAGACCAGGCAGGACACCUUCCACACUUUUUAAGGUAAUCUCUCAACAAUGGCAGAAAAUACGUAUGCCUUGAGUGACCAAGACUAUGCAAGGAGUAUUGAAUUGCCACCUCAUGAUGUUUUUAUGAAUUUAUUAAACGCAAAAAGAUUUGCUAUUGACAUUGGUGGCUCCUUGGCAAAGAUUGCUUAUUUAUCUGAAGUAGAAUACAAAAGACCUCGACACUACAGUACAGCAAGUGAUGUUCCCUCCGAUUCUGAAUCUGAACAAAACAGUAAUCAGCCAUUAUAUUCUGUGGAAGAGCAAAUCGAACGCAGAGAAGCACUACACUUCAUAAAGUUUGAAACAAAAUAUAUCGAAGACUGUCUUAACUUUAUACAGCAAAACCUACUUUCAAGCAAAUGCAUUAAAGCAACAGGUGGUGGUGCUUACAAAUACAAAGAGUUGUUAACAUCUAAACUUGAUGUCAGAGUUGAAAAGUUGGAUGAAAUGAGCUGCUUAAUUACUGGUUGUAACUUUUUACUCACACAUGUUCCAAAUGAAGCAUUCCAGUUCAAAAAAGAUGAGCAUGAUCAGCCCGAAUUCGUUUUUAAAAAUUUAGAUGGCAAUAAUAUUUUUCCAUAUUUACUUGUCAACAUAGGCUCUGGUGUUUCAAUUUUAAAGGUUGAAGGACCAGAUAAGUAUGAAAGAAUAGGUGGAACAAGCACUGGUGGUGGGGCGUUUUGGGGACUAGGAUCACUUCUCACCAAUGCAAAGGGAUUCGAUGAACUUCUUGCAAUGACUACGGAAGGUAAAACAAAAAAUAUUGACAUGUUGGUGAAGGAUAUUUAUGGUGGAGGCUAUACUGAAUUAAACUUGCCAGCUGAAUUGACGGCUAGUAGUUUUGGUAAAGCAGCGAGAGCUUCCAGAGAUAGCCAAAGUGCAGAACCGUUUCGUACUCAAGAUAUUGCAAAAGCGUUACUUCAAAUGAUCAGUAAUGACAUUGGGCAGAUUUCCUCACUCUACGCACAACUUUACGGAUUAACAAGAAUCUUUUUUGGUGGAUAUUUUAUUCGCGGACAUCACGUGACAAUGCACACUAUUUCAUACGCUAUCAAUUUCUUUUCUAAAGGUACUCAACAAGCAUUGUUUUUAAGACAUGAAGGAUAUUUAGGAGCUAUUGGUGCGUUCAUCAGUUCUACUGCCUCCCCAAUUGAUGAUGAUGUAAGUUGGAGAGAAAAUUACGCUGGAAGUUCUGGUUUUCCUACUCGAACUCAAUCAACAUGUGAUGUUUUUGAAUUAGACCGAGUCACGAUUUCAUGCAAACCAUGUCCACUCCUAGCCGACCCUUCAAACUACAAACCAGAUUUGAUCGACUUAUCUUUGGACAAGACUGCGCGUACAUACUGGUUAACCAUAUUUGAAGAUAAUUUGAACCAUUAUAUGGAACAAGCCAUCUCAAGUCAAUCUGGACAGCUUGAUGUGCGAGAGAGAGGUGAUAAGUUUCGAAAGAAAUUUUUAGAGAGGCUUCAUAUAUUAAAGAAAACACCAUAUGCAUUUGGAGAGCUUACUGUACGAAGCUUACUAGACACGAGAGAGCAGUUUCUAGCAUCAUUUUCGUUCUGUGAUCCUUACCUUCAGGUGAAGCAGCGAGAGAAUGAGAUAGCGAUUAGCUUGCUUCGCAAGAGAUUGGAUUAUAUUGAUAAUUUGGAUGGUGAAAUUCGACAAGUAGAACUAGUUGAGGGUUUAGCAGCUGGGAAUAUGUUUGAUUGGGGAGCAUACGAAAGUGUCAGAUGUUUUGCUGAUCCAAGUUUUGGCUUCGCAAAAGCUAAGGAAAAACUUCAGAAACGUCCGUGGUUACACGACGAUUUAGAUAAAUGGUUAGAACGUUUGAAAGGACCUGAACAUAAUUUAGUUGCUGUGUUCGUUGAUAACAGUGGAUGUGAUAUUAUACUUGGUAUUUUUCCAUUCGUUCGUGAACUCUUGAAACGAGGUUCGAAGGUUAUUCUUGCUGCGAAUUCCUAUCCUGCCAUCAAUGAUGUAAUUUAUAGUGAGUUAAUCAUCCUGUGUGAUCGAGUUGGUGAGAUGUGUCCCGUUAUAAGAUCUGCUUUAGCUGAAGAAAGAUUAAUUGUCAUGGAAACUGGCUCUAAUUCAUCGUGUCUAAAUUUAAGGCGUAUUGAAUGCAACUUAGCUUCCAAAAUGCAAGAUGUUGAUUUAAUCGUCAUUGAAGGGAUGGGAAGAUGUAUCCAUACCAACUACGACGUCAAAUUUACCUGCGAGUCGAUAAAAUGCGCCGUCAUAAAGAACGACUGGUUGGCGAAAAGACUGAACGGUGACUUGUUUAACAUCAUAUUUAAGUAUGAUUGCCCAACCGGAUGAUGCUUGUCAAAUAUAAAUCAGAUAAUAUAGUCCAGUAUGAUUUGCAAACUCGGGGAUGUAUUACCAGAUAUGAAUGUUUGAACCCAGUACUAUGUCGUAACAGCAAUAAUAAUAUGUGCACAACAUUAGGAUGUAUGGAAUUUUUAUAGAACACUAGUUUUAUGCUGAUUUUACAAUGUUUAAAUAUUUGGAACUAUUCGAAUUGAAAUUUUGAAAUUUUUUACAUCCCGAUAUAUUUAAACAUAAGCUUCGGAACAAAUUCAUUCAUUUUAGUGAAAUUCAAUACUUCACAUUUUUUAAGAUAGGUUCUAAUUUUGCGAAUUACCCAUCACCAAAUUUGGUACUGUUAAUGGUGUAUAGAAAAGUAAAAAAAUAAGUCCCACCUGCCAGUAUUAAGUAUGUGCAAACAUACGUCAUUCCAAAAAGGUUACUCUGUAUACGAAUUUUAUCUCUUUUAAACUAAUUUUUAAUAAAUCUAUUUUUUUGCUUAUAUUAACUUUAUCUAAAGAAAUGAAUGUGUAUUAUUUUUUAAUUUGGUUACUUCUCUGUCUUGAGUUUUUUGUGAAUACCAUAGGGCUGAGACAGAAUAUUUCACUGGAUGCGAUUUUAUGUCUUUAAGCAGAAAACUCCUCGCAGACGGGUAUGUCCUAUUUUUCUCGUAUUUGUGGAAGAACUCUGUUAUGACUUCGCAACAAAAAUUAGCGAAAUGUUGAGGCGAAGUUCUUGUAAAUAAAAUAAUAAAAACAGUACGAAUUAAGCAGA
Hydractinia symbiolongicarpus is the source of this 3349-nucleotide messenger RNA. Its product is annotated as 4'-phosphopantetheine phosphatase-like. The transcript is spliced from 22 exons. Gene Ontology annotation, molecular function: ATP binding; pantothenate kinase activity. NCBI's taxonomy places the organism in Eukaryota, Metazoa, Cnidaria, Hydrozoa, Anthoathecata, Hydractiniidae. Gene Ontology annotation, cellular component: cytosol; nucleus. The record is from RefSeq and is a predicted model, not a curated record. The coding region runs from base 281 to 2587 and encodes 768 amino acids. Gene Ontology annotation, biological process: coenzyme A biosynthetic process.